This is a messenger RNA of Grosmannia clavigera kw1407, 1368 nucleotides long. RefSeq lists its product as uncharacterized. The coding region runs from base 1 to 1368 and encodes 455 amino acids. Lineage: Eukaryota; Fungi; Ascomycota; Sordariomycetes; Ophiostomatales; Ophiostomataceae. Gene Ontology annotation, cellular component: nucleolus; nucleoplasm. The record is from RefSeq and is a predicted model, not a curated record. The transcript is spliced from 2 exons.
AUGGCCAAGGCACCCAAAGCCGAGAAGAAGGCCAAGCCGGCAAAGAAGGCUGUUUCCGAGAAAAAGGAAAAGAAGACCAAGAAGCAGGAAGCCGCCCCCUCCUCGCCUCCUCCGCAGCUGCUGGACCUCGUCGAGACCUUCCUGUCCGACAAUGACUUUGCCAAGGCGCACGACGAGUUCAAGCAGCAGCGCGAGAUGAAGGGCUGGCUGACGCCAAAGAAAGGCGCCGCUGCUUCUGGCGCCUUCGCUGCCGCCGAUGCCCCGAACCAGUCGCUCGUGGGUGUCUUUGAAAAGUGGGAGACCACGCUCCAGAACGGCGAGGCCGCCAGCAAGCGCAAGCCUGUCGACAAAAAGGCGGCUGCAGCCACCAGCUCUGACAGCGACAGCGGCAGCGAGAGUGACAGCGAGAGCAGCAGCAGCUCGGAGAGCGAGAGCGACAGCGACGACGACAGCGAUGACGAUGUUGACAUGAAGGACGCGGCACCCGCGGCGGAGACCGAGUCCGAGGCUGAGGCCAAGCCUGCAAAGGCCGCAAAGGCUACCAAGGCAGACAAGCCUGCUGAGACUCCCAAGGCGAAUCCUCUGAAGCGGAAGGCAAGCUCCAGCAGCAGCAGCAGCAGUGACGACUCUUCCGACUCAUCUUCGUCAGAGUCCGACAGCGACUCGAGCUCGUCUGAUGACGGCAAGCACAAGACGAAAAAGGCGAAGCUCGCAGCUGAGGCUUCAUCGUCGUCAUCGUCGUCUGAGGAGGAGGAUUCCGAUUCGGAGUCUAGCUCCGACUCAGAGUCUGAUUCAUCCGACAGCUCUGACUCUGAUUCGUCUUCGUCUUCCGACUCGGAUGCCUCUGCAGAGGUCGCCGCGGCCUCUGCGGUGGCACUUCCAGAAUCGGGCAGCUCGUCGGGAUCGGACAGCGACAGCGACAGUAGCAGCAGCAGCAGCAGCAGCAGCAGCAGUAGCAGCGCUGGUGACAAGUCCAAGGCCACAGCGUUGUCCACGGCUAAGAGCGAGUCUUCGGACACGUCCGCCACGGUCGGCAAGACGUCACCGGAGCUCACAGCGGCCGCGCCGGCCAAGUUUCCACCCUUCCCGCCCGACCCGGCCGUCAAGCUGAACAACCGUGGCCGCGGAACGCCAAAGGGCGACGGCGCCAGCGAGCGUUUCUCGCGCAUCAAGCAGGACGUCUACGUCGACCCGCGGCUCGCAUCCAACGCAUUCAACGCGCAUGACUGGGGCCGCAAGGCACACGAGGACCUCAUCGUGACCAAGGGCAAGGGCUUUACCAAGGAGAAGAACAAGAAGAAGCGUGGCAGCUACCGGGGCGGCUUCAUCGACACAGGCGCCCGCAACGGCGUCAAGUUUGAGGACUGA